AUGUCCGUACCACCUGAAAAUGGUAGUUCCUUCACUGCUCUUUUUCAACUUCUUGAGAAUCAAUCUGCGUCGCUCCUAAAUUCGCCGGAUUCUGAGGAAGCUCCGACAGAGAUUUCAAAUGCAGUUUGGUGUAACAGUCGAAUCGAUCAUCACAAACCCGACAAUCUUCACUCACUGAAUUGCAUUCCGCCAUUUCCGUCUUACACCGCUCUACUUGACCAAGUUUCAAGGUUCUCAGUCUUCUCGGUGGUGGUGGUGAUUUGUGGUUGUGAGACUAGGUAUGAGAUUGCACCUCCAAUCAAUUGGGGCAUACGAAUAGUACCUGAAAAGAAGGCUUAUGUUGUGGAACGGUUUGGAAGGUAUGUGAAGACUCUGACUCCUGGUAUUCACUUGUUGGUUCCAUCGGUGGAUCGGAUUGCGUAUGUGCAUUCUUUGAAAGAAGAGGCGAUUCCGAUUCCGGAUAAGUUUGCUAUCACGAAGGAUAAUGUUAGAAUCUUGAUUAACGGAGUGCUUUAUGUUAAGAUUGUGGACCCUCUGUUGGCAUCCUAUGGUGUUGAGAAUCCAUUGUAUGCGGUUAUUCAGCUUGCACAGACCACUAUGCGUAGUGAGCUUGGAAAGAUUACAUUUGGCAAGACAUUUGAGGAAAGGGACACUCUGAAUGCGAAGAUAGUGUACUCCAUUGAUUCAGCUGCAAAAGAUUGGGGUCUGAAGUGCCUUCGUUAUGAAAUAAGGGACAUAAUUGUUGCUCGUGGAGUUAAGGCAGCUAUGGAGAAAAAGAGAGCUGUAGUUCUUGAAUCAGAAGGAGAACGACAGGCACAUAUUAAUAUUGCUGAUGGGAAAAAGUGUUCGGUGAUCCUUGCAUCAGAAGCUUCAAAGAUGGACCAGGUUAACAGAGCACAAGGAGAAGCAUCAGCUAUCUUUGCCAGGGCACAGGCAACAGCUGAUGGAAUUGUGAAGGUGUCAGAGGCCCUUAAAGAGCAUGGUGGAGUAGAGGCACCAAGUCUAGAGCAAUACCUCCACGCAUUCGGCAAUAUAGCCAAAGAGGGCACAACAAUGUCGCUUCCUACAAAUACUACAGAUCCUGCCAGCGCAAUGGCUGUAGCUCUCCAGAUGUAUAAGAACAUGAUUGGUGCCGAGUCUGCUGGCAAUGCACUUCAUCAGAUCUCCCCCCCAGAAUAUGAAGGAAAGAUGAAGAAUAUUACUCCCUCAGAUGAAAGUAGGAAUGAGAGUAAAGCAUCUAAUGUAGACCCUGUAGGUGAACCGACGUUUUCCCUCCAGAGCUCCAAGAAGGAUAAUCAAAGCUCAUCAAUGCAACUGAGCUCAUUCAGUAAUGGAAAGUUCUGUGCUGACAAUGGGAAAGUAGUUCAAAUCUAUGCCUCCCAAAACUUCGCUUAAGCUGGUCUAAUUCUGGGCUUUUCUUUUUCUUUUUUCUUUUUAAGAGUGAAUUCUUAUUGCACAUGCGCUGUGGAGGUGAAUAUGAUGUCAUUUUGGUAACUAUUACAAGAUUUAGAAGAAGAAGGAAUUGAACAAUAUUGUUUUGUUUUUUGCCAACUCUUUAUGGAUUCUCCUUUUUCCCCAGAUUAACAGGGAAGACUUAAUUAAUUGAAGUUUGCUCGUGUGUAUUCUUGUUUGAUA
This is a messenger RNA of Cornus florida, 1635 nucleotides long. RefSeq lists its product as uncharacterized. Lineage: Eukaryota; Viridiplantae; Streptophyta; Magnoliopsida; Cornales; Cornaceae. The transcript has 11 exons. Gene Ontology annotation, cellular component: membrane. Bases 1 to 1395 code for a protein of 464 amino acids. The record is from RefSeq and is a predicted model, not a curated record.